This is a messenger RNA of Entrophospora candida, 2076 nucleotides long. NCBI's taxonomy places the organism in Eukaryota, Fungi, Glomeromycota, Glomeromycetes, Entrophosporales, Entrophosporaceae. The record is from the annotation of a GenBank genome assembly.
AUGUACUCAAAAUAUAUCGAUGUACAUGCACAUGUUUAUCCAGCCUCUUUUCCAAACACUCCAAUUGAUCAAAUAUUAAUUCGAGCAAGAGUCGCAAAUGUUUCUUCAAUUGUUUGUGUAUCAGAAACCAUUGAAGAUGCUCGCAGUAUUCUCAAGUUGAAACAUGAUGAUGAUUCAAAACUAUCUGCUUCGUAUAGACAAAUGAUUGAACCUUGUGCUGGUUUACAUCCAGUUGAUCCAUUUGGAGCGAAAAGUGUUGUAAAAUUGGAACAAGUUGAACCAAUUAUUAAUUUCAUUAAAGAAAAAUCAUUUGAACUAGUAGGAAUUGGUGAAGUUGGAUUGGAUUUUACACCGCAUGUAUUAAAAAAUGCGAUCAAAUCAUAUCCUGAAUUGAGACUUGACGAGGAAAGUUUGAAAAAGAUUCAACGAGAUGUCUUGGCACGACAAAUUGCUUUAUCAUUAGAAACUAGUCUACCGCUAAAUGUUCAUUCACGUUCGGCCGGUCAUUAUGUUAUUGAUUGUUUGAAAGAUUAUGGAGCAAGAAACGUUGUUUUGCAUGCAUUUGAUGGUCAAGUAAAAUAUGCAAAAGCAGGUGUUGAUAUGGGAUUUUAUUUCUCAAUUCCACCUUCAAUAAUUCGAUCAACAAAUAAAAAAAGAUUAGUGGAAGCCUUACCAUUAUCGAAUCUUUUACUCGAAACAGAUUCACCUGCUCUUGGACCUGUAAGAGGCGUUGAUAAUGAACCAAACAGUAUUGUUGUUAGUGCCAAAGAAAUUGCUAAAAUUAAGAAUUUAUCGGUUGAAGAAGUGUAUGUAGAGAAACAUAUUUUACAAAAUGGAAUUCCAUGGCUAUGUGAAAAUGUGGUGAAGGUGUAUUCUGCAGCAUAUGGAAAUCAAUGUAUUACAGAAUUACAAGAACUUUGUGUUAAGCUUAUUUGUGAAAAACCAAAUAUAUUAUUUAAAUCUAAAGAUUUUCCUUGCACCAAUAAAUUGGCAUUGAUUAAUAUUGUUAAAAAAGAUUAUUUAAACACUAAUGAACUUCAAGUAUGGAAAAAAAAUCUUGCACCAUCACAAAAUCUCGAUGAAUCUGCAUCAAGAAAAGGUAUAUCAAAAUCAGAAAAUUUAGAAAAAUUUAAAAUAAUGAAAGAAAGGUUAGAAGACGUUUUGCCACACAUUAGAUAUUUUGAAGUGACACCUAAUGACUAUUAUAAUUUCAUUAGACCAUAUCAAAAGAUAUUACCAGAAGAACUUAGAAAUCGUUUACACAAUCAUUAUAUAGUCAACAUACAUCAUUUACCAUCUGGCACAUUAAAGAAAAGAGUUCCAGUCAGAAGCUCUAACAUCUUUACUAACGGACAUUUUGCAAUUAUAAAGAAUUGGAUUAGAAGAAUAGAAGGUGGUGGUGGGGAAGUGGGAAGCAUUAGAGGGGAAGUGGGUACAGGAGGAAUGGGGACAGGAAGAGAAAAAAAAAUAGAUUACAAAUUUAGUCGCAUAAAAUCAGGAACAAAUAAUUUUGAUAAAAAAUAUAUAACUCGAAGUAGCAUUGAUAAAAAUUUAAAAGGUUCUAAAUUAUUUAUAAUCAAAGUCAGAAAUAUUACUAAUGAUAUUAUUGGGGGAUAUUUCUCAUUUUCCGAAAACAACAAUGGUGCCAGCAAUAAUAGUGACAAGACUAGUAGUAAUAACACUGGUAAUAGAUACAGAACUUCCAUCUCUGCCAUUAGCGCUGCUACUAGUAAUCUUAUUGCUAAUAAGCUUGUUAAGGAUAAUAAUGAACCAUUUUAUUUGAGCACAAGUAAAUGUUUUAUAUUUUCAUUUAAGAAUAAUGGAUAUGAUGGGAUUUAUAGUGAAGUGAUUGAUAAAGAUCGAGCAAUUAAGAUUAAUGGGGAACAACCUAAUUCUUCUCUAAUUGGAUUUAGUUUUGGUAAUGAUUUAAAUCUUACACAAGAAACUUAUAAAUGUGAAGAUUACUCUAAAGAAAUUGUAAAUUAUAAGACAUUUCUAACUAGAGAAUAUGAAAUUUUCGAGCCUAGUGAUAGAAUCACUCCGACUUAUGAAAUUAAUGGUGAUCCAAUGAAAUGA